Messenger RNA from Galleria mellonella (greater wax moth), 4409 nucleotides. RefSeq names its product lysosomal alpha-mannosidase-like. Gene Ontology annotation, cellular component: lysosome. The record is from RefSeq and is a predicted model, not a curated record. NCBI's taxonomy places the organism in Eukaryota, Metazoa, Arthropoda, Insecta, Lepidoptera, Pyralidae. Bases 142 to 3519 code for a protein of 1125 amino acids. Gene Ontology annotation, biological process: mannose metabolic process. Gene Ontology annotation, molecular function: carbohydrate binding; alpha-mannosidase activity. The transcript has 16 exons.
AAUCGAUUGAUAACUAAUGUCAUUGGUCAUUUACCAAGUUUGUUUCAGUUCUUGUUUAUAUUUGGGUUGAUAUGGUAGUUCAUUUUGUAAAUUAUUUGUAAAUAAACAAAGAUUUGUGUUUUAGACCGGAUAGCAACUGAGAUGGCGUUUGUUGCGUUGCUGUUACUCUCGGCGACUUAUACCGUCCUGGGUGUACCUCACCGUCGCGAUCUGAUCACUCCUCGCCCGGGGGAGAAGUGUGGUUACGAGAGUUGCACAGCGCCCAAGGAUGGACUAUUAAAUGUUCACAUCGUUCCCCACACUCACGAUGACGUCGGAUGGCUGAAGACGGUGGACCAGUACUAUUAUGGAAGCCGCAACGAUAUCCAGAAGGCUGGUGUCCAGUACAUUCUAGAUUCUGUUAUUAAAGAACUAUGGGAAGACGAGAGAAGAAGAUUUAUGUACGUGGAGACAGCGUUCUUCUGGAAGUGGUGGACGCGCCAGUCUGAUGAUGUAAAGGAGAAGGUCCACGCGCUGGUGCGCCAGGGUCGGCUCGAGUUCGUCGGCGGCGCUUGGAGCAUGAACGACGAGGCCGCCGCCCAUUAUCAGAGUGUGCUCGACCAGUUUACAUGGGGUCUCAAAAAAUUGAACGAUACCUUCGGAUCCUGUGCGUUGCCACACGUCGGUUGGCAGAUAGACCCGUUCGGUCACUCGCGAGAGUUCGCAUCGCUUCUGGCUGCUAUGGGAUACGAUGGGCUGUUCCUGGGCAGGAUAGACUACCAAGACAAGAACGCCAGGCUCACGGACAAGAGGAUGGAGAUGGUGUGGAGGGGGGACGACGAUCUUGGCAAGUCAUCUGAUAUCUUCACCGGUAUAUUGUACAAUACAUACUCCCCGCCGCCCGGAUUUUGUUUCGACGUGUUGUGCAGUGACGAGCCUAUAGUAGACGAGGUCAACUCCCCUUUGUACAACGUCGACAGGAGGGUGAAUGAGUUUCUCAGUUACGUCGAGACCCAGUCUCGAAGGUACAGGACAAACAACGUGAUAUUGACCAUGGGCGGUGACUUCACAUACCAGGAUGCCACCAUGUGGUACACAAAUCUGGAUAAAUUGAUAGAGUAUACUAAUCUGAAAGCCGCCAAAGAGAAUUUGAACAUAACUUUGUUCUAUUCAACUCCGAAUUGCUACCUUAAAGCUGUGAAGGAUGCCAACCCGGUACUACCCACGAAACAGGAUGACUUCUUCCCUUACGCGAGCGACCCGCACGCCUACUGGACCGGCUACUUCUCCUCCCGCCCCACCACCAAGUACUUCGAGAGGGAAGGGAACAACUACCUUCAGGUAUUGAAACAACUGCAAGUGUUGGCUGAUUUACCGGAGCACAAUACCGAUGUGUUGGACGAGCUCAGAGGUGCAAUGGGCGUGAUGCAGCACCACGAUGCCAUCACGGGCACAGAGAAGGAGCACGUCACCCACGACUACGAGAGGUUGCUGGACCAGGCCAUCGAGGAUGCUCUCAUCAUCGCGAGACAGGCUUUCAACAAAGUGGCACAAGGCGACCCCCUCAAGUCCACAGUACUGACGUACGACAGGUGUCGGCUUAACGAAACCAGCUGUCCAGCGUCGGAGAAUAGCAACCAGUUUGUGGUAACAAUAUACAACCCCAUAGCGUACCCUCUAGAUGAGCCCAUAGGCAUACCAGUGGUUGAUGGGGAAUACACUGUUUACGAUUCAGACGGUACAGUGGUUAAAUCCCAAUUAAUAGAUAUAACUCCAGCGGUACUAAACAUACCCACCAGACAAUCUAAAGCUACCCACGAGUUGUUCUUCAUCGCCAAUUUACAAGCUUUAUCAGUUAAUUCCUAUUAUGUCAAGAAAUCACCAACAAAAGCCAAGAGGCAUGCAAAAGGCGUUAAUGACAAUGCAGAUGUUACCAAUGAAUACAAUGUCGAUAUGAAUGGUUACUGGAGAAGUGUGAAAGACAAAAUAGAAGUAGAUGUGAGAAGUUUAGAGAGAGAACUCGACAAUGUGAAUAGAGUAGAGAAGAUUCCAGAUCUUCCUGGUGCGGUAGACAAAGAAGUCAAACAAGUGAAUAGAGGUAAAGUGGCUUAUGAUGUUCUAAGAAAUAAAGGGGAGUCUGUUAAUCAAGAUGUGGAAGAGUUUGAGAAAUUGUUGAAAGAGGAGAAUAGAAGAAUUGAGACAACGAGAAGAAUUAGAGACGGCCUACAGAUGAAUUUGUACCCGAAUUUGAGUGAUGAAGAGAUGAGGAUGCUGUCCGAUGAUCCCAUGGUUGUACAGAGGAAUCCUGAUGCUGAGAGCGUCCAGAAAAACGACUUCGUCAUCACCGCAGAUGUCAACGGAGAAAAAAUAACACUCCAAAACGGCGUAAGUUUCGAGGUUUCUUUCUUGUACUACCCUGGCUGUUACGGAGAUAAUUAUGCAUUCGAAAACAGGUCAUCCGGCGCCUAUAUCUUCAGACCAAAUGCAACAGAAGCGAUAGAUCUUGAACGGAUCAGUAGUUCUCGGGUCGACGGCGACAUAGUCUCAGAGAUUAGAACAACGAGGACAAAUAAUGUGAACAGCGUGAUUAGACUCUACGCUGGAGUCCCAUACAUCGAUCAUUACUUUGUUAUAGGACCGAUCCCGAUAGAGGAUGGUAUAGGUAAAGAGUUUGUUGCGAGGUACACUUCAGAUUUGCGUAACACAAACGGUUUUUACACGGACUCGAGUGGCAGACAAGUUCUUAAGAGGAAACUGAACGAGAGGCCACAAUGGAACUUGACUUUGGAGGAGCCAAUCGCCGGAAACUAUUAUCCAGUCACCAAUUUCAUUUCCAUACAAAAUGAGGAGAAUGUCUUAGCUGUUGUAACGGACAGGUCUCGGGGUGGCACCUCGUUGAAAGAUGGGGAGAUUGAACUGAUGCUGCACAGGAGGUUGCUUCACGACGACGCGUUCGGUGUCGGCGAAGCGUUGAACGAAACGGCCAACGGUGUGGGGCUUGUCGUUAGAGGGUACCAGAGGAUAUACGUGCUUAAAUCCGAAGGUACGUUAACAAAUGUUGAAGCACUGAAGAACCAUUUGCGUCCAGUCGUGUUUGUAUCCAAUGCAGACAGCUUAAACAUUGAGGAUUGGUAUAAAUUGACCAAUAAACACAGCUGGUCACAAAGUACGAUAGAUGGCAUACAUCUACUGACUUUAGAGCCUUGGGAUGGGAAGUUGCUAUUGAGAUUGGAAAAUAUUGAUUCAUUUAAGAAAUCGAUCGAUGUAGAUUUAAACAAAUUGUUUAAUAAUAUAAAAAUUAAUGGUAUAAGAGAGACAACGCUGGCAGCUAACCAGUGGUUGAGUGACUACAACAAGUGGGAAUGGACCAAAGAAAACAACUUUGCAAAAUCAUUCAACGAUGAUUACGGCAGUUCACAACGCGACGUCGCUGAUGAUGAAGAUGAUGGUGUUGUCGAUACAGACGUAGACAGAGGUUUAGUCACAAUUAAGCCUAGACAAAUAAGAACAUUUAUAAUUGAAUACGAUUAUCUAAAUUGAUUUUUUACCAAAGCGAAAAUUGUAUUAGAAAACGGAGUGGAAAGGACAGGUUGGUCAAAAAAAAAAUAGCUGAUUCAGCAUGAUCUAAGUCAGACGGCAAAUUGUUUUCCCAUCGGAAAUAUAACCACCGCAGCCAUAUAAUUAAUGAUUCUUAGUUUGGACGCUGCGCAAUGUAUUUGAAAUUUUACGACAUACUGUGCUUUUUUUGAUGGGUGAAAAUGGUAUGGUAACCCCGCCUACGCUAACGGGAUACGCUGGCGGAGCACCAGUGAAGGGUGAUAGAUGAGAAUGAAAGCAGGCCCGUUAUCCAAUCAUGAUGAAUUCAUCAGAAAUCAACCAUGAUAGUUUCUAGGGGGAACCGCGAGGAGGUCGACCUGGUUGGGUAUAUUGCUAGCAAUGGGAUUCUCAGUCUCCAUUACUAACAAUCCCUUUCCCCGUGACAUACUGUGCUGCACACGACGCGUGAUACCUACAUUUUUUGAUAUUUCAAAAGAUUUCACUAUAAAAUGUAUAAUAUUUCUUUAUAUUAUAAUAAAUGAUUGUAAAUGGUAAAAGAACAGGGAAUGUUUUGAAAUUUUCCAGAAUAAUUUUCGCUGGUUUUCAAUUCAGAAUGGUUUGGAGUCACUUUGAGUUUUUGCUAACCUGUCCCUUGCGCUCUGUGUAGUAAGAAUUCUAAUAGUUUAUCUAUUUCCUUCAAUAGUAUUGAAUAAUACAUAUUUUAUUAUACUAUAAAAAAGUAAUUUAAUUUACUUAUAUUUUAUACUUUAUUUGUUAACGAUAUUUUGCCAGAAUCGUUGUAAAUAUGUAAGAGAAAUUAUACAAUUAUUUUAAACAUUGCAAACUCUUUCCAGUGUUGCAAGGUUAAUAAAAUAUGUUGCAUUUAAAAAUAA